Molecule: messenger RNA, 441 nt
Organism: Arctia plantaginis
Lineage: Eukaryota; Metazoa; Arthropoda; Insecta; Lepidoptera; Erebidae
Source: the annotation of a GenBank genome assembly
AUGAAAUACUUUGUCGCGUUCGCUAUUUUCGCUCUUGCUUUUGCCGCUGAGGAGAAGAAGGAAGAGGAGAGGCCGAAGACUUUCAGAAGAUUGAUCCCAGCAGAUGUUUUAAGAGAUUUCCCUGGAAUGUGCUUCGCCUCAACUCGUUGCGCUACUGUAGAGCCUGGCCAAGACUGGGACCUGGCUCCUUUCUGUGGUCGUUCCUCUUGUGUGCUCAGCGAGGACGUACCUCCAAGGCUGUUGGAGCUGGUUGAAGACUGCGGACCUUUGCCGCUUGCCAACGACAAGUGCAAACUUGACACUGAAAAGACCAACAAGACCGCGCCCUUCCCUGGAUGCUGUCCAGUCUUCACUUGCGAGGAUGGAGUCAAGUUAGAAUACCCAGAACUCCCCACACCCGCUCCUGAUGCACCCGCGAAGGAAGAAGAGAAGAAAGCUUAA